This is a messenger RNA of Quercus robur (English oak), 1919 nucleotides long. RefSeq names its product nicotinamide/nicotinic acid mononucleotide adenylyltransferase. Gene Ontology annotation, biological process: NAD+ biosynthetic process. The transcript is spliced from 10 exons. The coding region runs from base 868 to 1617 and encodes 249 amino acids. Gene Ontology annotation, molecular function: nicotinamide-nucleotide adenylyltransferase activity; nicotinate-nucleotide adenylyltransferase activity. NCBI's taxonomy places the organism in Eukaryota, Viridiplantae, Streptophyta, Magnoliopsida, Fagales, Fagaceae. The record is from RefSeq and is a predicted model, not a curated record.
CCUUCCGCAAAUUCCAUUUGUCUUCAGAGAAAAAUAUCAGUUCCUCAAGAAAAAAAAAAAAAAAAACACUCAACCCCCUUCCCCAGAAGUCACCGAACCCAAGCCAAGUCUCCUUCCCAUCAAUCAAGCUGAGAUCAAUCAAACUAGAACAAUCCGGACCUUCCCCCAAAAUCAACGCAGAUCAGUUUCUUAAAAUUUAAAAUUAAAAAAAAAAAAAAAAAAAUCAACCCAAUUCCAUCGUCCUUCACAGACACGCCUCUGAUGGUUGAGAGAGACAAGCAAAUCAACGCAGAUAAGUUUCUUAAAAUAAAAGAUAAUCAACCCAAUUCCAUCGUCCUUCACAGACACGUCUCUGAUGGUUGAGAGAGACACAGCACGUGAAGAGAUGGGUCAGAAUUCAUUGGUGUACAAAGUUUUCAAAGUAAGAUAUCUUCCAGAUUGUGAUUUUUUACGUGCAUCUUUAGGGAGUAAGCCUUCUUUUAUUUGGAGAAGUAUCCAUUAGGCCAAGGGAAUUGUGGAAAGAGGAGUUCGAUGUGUGGCUUUUUCGGUGCCACUUUAUGUGGCACUAGAAGGACUCAAAUAAAAACUACACUACCAAACAGCCCUAAAUUGACAGAGAUCCGAAAUCUCGUACCAAUCAAUCGUUGUCUUUCUCAUUCUGAAAGUUUUGAUUGGACCAUUUGAACAACAUCUCUCCGUCUUGGACGGACUCAAGGUCUCACACUCAAACCGCGUUGUUUACCCGCAAAAGCAAAUACUCUGUCUCUCUCUCACUUCAAAUCCCAUCUAUAAAAGUAAGCUCUCUCUAUUUACAAAAACCACUUGUAAACGUUUUUUCUCUGUUGAAUUUGAUAUUAUCUAGGUGUCAUGGAUACCCCAUUACCCUUCUCUAAAUUAUCCUUUGGAUUGAUUGAUCAUGAAGAUUCGCCUGGAACCACACCCAAGGAGAAGGUGUAUGUGGUUUUAGUAGCGAAUGGAAGCUUCAAUCCGCCGACUUAUAUGCAUUUACGCAUGUUUGAGCUGGCAAGAGAUGCGCUGAAUGCAGAAGGCUAUUGUGUUAUUGGAGGUUAUAUGUCACCCGUUAAUGAUGCAUACAAGAAAAGGGGCCUUUUAUCUGCUGAACAUCGUCUACAGUUGUGUCAUCUGGCGAGCAAAAGUUCUGAAUUUGUAAUGGUUGACCCAUGGGAGGCAAGACAAAGUACCUUCCAACGCUCUUUAACUGUUUUAUCCAGAGUUAAGAGUAUUUUAUGCGAGAGUGGGCAGGUACCCAAAGAAUCCCUUAAGGUUAUGCUUGUCUGCGGUUCUGAUCUGCUCCAAUCUUUUGGCAUUCCUGGAGCCUGGAUUCCAGAUCAAGUCAGGACCAUAUGCAGAGAUUAUGGUGUGGUUUGCAUUCGCAGAGAAGGACAAGAUGUUGAGAAAAUUAUCUCUGAUGAUGAAAUUUUGAAUGAAUUCAGGGAUAACAUUAAAGUUGUGGAUGAGCUUAUACCAAACCAAAUCAGCUCAACAAGAGUAAGGGACUGCAUUUCAAGAGGGUUGUCGAUAAAAUAUCUGACUGCAGAUGAAGUGAUUGAUUAUAUAAGAGAACAGCAUUUGUACCUGAACUCAGAUGAUAAGUGAUGAUCUCUUCAGCAUCAUAUUAUACUGUACAUAAUUGAUCAUCAUCUGUAAUAACCAUAGCAUAGGUAUAUAGUGCCAUGUGCCUAAUUUAUUUUAAUUAAUAUUGGAUAAAUAAUGAUAGAGAUAUGUAUUAUUUAUUCAAAUAAAUUAGUUUGGAUUAGGAUUAAGAAUAGUUUUAUUGAUAGAUAAUAGGUAUUUUUUAUUAUUUAUUUUUAUCUAUUUGGAAGUUUGUAUAAAUUCAAAUGUUGACCAUGAAUAAAAAUAGUCAUGAAUUUUUGAAUAAUAGCUUGUACGUCUGAACU